AUGGCCAUACGGUUUCAUCGCCCUUUGAAGACCUCCUUAAGCGUCGCAGACGAUGCGGAGAACUGGAUGGACAAUCUCUCGCGGGUAUUGUUAGACAUCCGCUCCUCUCUCAAGUCGGACCUUGACUGCUCCGCCGCUGAGCACGCGUUUGGUGCCAUCGUCCGACUUCCUGGUAAAAUGAUUUCGCCAACCCCGCGAAGUGCGAUCGAGGAUCCCAACAGCCUCCUGCACCGUCUCCGGCAAUUCGUGCGGACGCGCUCCCCCGAUCCGUUUUGGCCAUCCGUCUCCGAGUUUUACCUCGAGAAAGACUUGACAACAUUCUCUCACAUUCUUCGAUGCGAUCGAGUCUUCCGGCCAGUGGAACCACCCUACGGCGGUCUCUUUCAGGUUGCCUCUCGUGGAGCGAACACCUUCCGCAUCAAACGCGGAAUCCGCGAGGAGGUCGUGAGCUUCGACGGUCUCAAAGCCGUUGUCCCGGGCACUCCUCCAAAUGCGUCCUGUGCUUUCCUGCCGUUUAAUCCGCCUUCCCGACCAUUUAUCCUUCCGUUCCAUAUACUUGCUCUUCCCUCGUGUCCGCUACUCCCAACUGUGACUACUCCCUCACCAACCCCCAACGCUUGA
Molecule: messenger RNA, 621 nt
Organism: Spirometra erinaceieuropaei
Lineage: Eukaryota; Metazoa; Platyhelminthes; Cestoda; Diphyllobothriidea; Diphyllobothriidae
Source: the annotation of a GenBank genome assembly